GGUUGCAUGUGGUAGAUAAGGCGUAUGAACAGUAGCAAACGACAUUGUUUGACACGUUGGGUAGAACGUCUUUUUUCGCCACUUUCGAGAAGCCCUACCUAAAUUGGCUCAAACGUUCUCUUGCUAGUAUACAACUUGCUUUUAAUAAUCGGAGUGUUUCAAGGACCGCUUGGGAAAGCCUAGUGGAGUAGGUGGCUUCGAUUCGCGCCCGAGGCGUCAACCCAUCGCGCCAUAGGAUACUGUGAAGCUAACUAGCAAAUGGCGUCAAGCGCCAUAGCGAAGGGGCCUAUACAAACAGGCCCUAGAGACCCCCGAUGCGGCGUGUUACGAAGCCGCAUUACCCUACAUAAAGCUCCCGCUGUCGGAUGCUGUGGACCUUUUAGCCCCUUGGGCUUGCACGAUGCGUCCGCCCGGCGACACCUCCUCCCGCUGCAGCUCCGCGCCUCCUCCGCACCCCAACUCCGCCGGACAGCUCUACUUCAAUCCCUGUCCCCAUCUUCCUCAUCAUCAUCAUCAUCCUCUUCCUCAUCAGCAGCAGCAGCAUCAAGCCGGACACGUACCGUGACUGCAGCGGCUGCCAGCGACGCCCCAGGCCCCGCCGCACCCGCAAAGGGUCUUGGCGGUGAGGUGCGGGGCCUGCUGACCGCCGCGCGUCACCAGUCGGUUCGCUUCUGGGAGCUGAGCGGCAAGUUCAUGCCGAUGGUUGGGCUGUUCUUCAUGCUGGCCUUUGUGAACACCAUUCUUGACAGUUUGAAGGACACGCUGGUGAUCACGGCAGCGGGGGGAGGGGCGCAGGUGAUCCCCUACCUCACGGUCUACGCGGUGCUGCCCUCCUCGGUGGUGUUCCUGCUGCUGUACUCGUACGCAUCGCAGCGGUUCAGGAGACAGGCCCUCUUCAACGGCAUCGUGAGCGUCUUCAUGGCCUUCUUCCUCGCCUUUGCCUUCGUCCUCUACCCCAACCACGCCACCCUGCACCCCGCCGGCUGGGCGCAGCGCCUGUCUGCCUCCCUGCCCCUGGGCCUGGACGGCGCGGUGGGAAUGGUUCGCAACUGGACCUUCACGCUGUUCUUCUGUAUGUCUGAGCUGUGGGGGGACGUGUGUUUGGGGCUGCUGUUCUGGGGGUUUGCCAACGACACGACCAGCCUGGCGGAUGCGCCCACGUUGUACCCGCUGUUCGGGCUGGGGGCGAAUGUGGCGCAGGCGUUGGCGGGGUUCGUGCUCAAGUUCUUCUCCGGUUCCAGCUCCGGUGACUCCUUCACGGGUGAGAUCCAGGCGCUGAUGGCGGUGGUGCUCGUCUUCUCCGUCGCUGCUCUUGUACUGCACCACUCCCUCUCCGUCAAAGACAACAUGAAGCGGCAGCAGCUGCGGCAGCAGCGGCGCGAGCGGCGAGCGGCCAAGGCAGCCGCUGCGGCUGCGGCUGCUGCAGCGACGGAGGCGGCGGCUGCCGGUAUUGACGGUGUCAGCAGCAGCGGCAGCGGCAGUGGGGAGGAGGUGGCGGCGGCUGCUCCGUUGCCUGCGGCUGCUGUUCCUGCGGCCCCAGCCGCCCCGGUUGACCCCAGCCAGGCACCCCGGAGGAAGGCGUCCAAACAGAGCCUGGCGGAGAUCUUCCGCACCCUGGCUUCCUCCGUGCCCAUCCGCUGCCUGGUGGUCAUGUCCAUGGCGCAAGGGCUGUGCACCAACCUCAUGGAGUUCGCGUGGAAGAGCCACAUACGGCUGCUCUACCCCACUCCCGCAGAGUUCACCAGCUUCCUGGGGGAUGUGUCCACCUGGCAGGGCAUCGUGACGGGUCUGCUGAUGGUGUUGUCCCCCACCAUGUUUGAGCGCAUGGGCUGGUCGGGUGUGGCGGCGGCAACCCCCCAGAUACUGCUUUACGGCGGCGGGUUCUUCUUCGCAAGCGCCAUCGCCUACCAGUUCUUGCUGACUCCGGGCGCCUCCACCGCCGCCGUCGCCACCGCCGCCAGCACCGCCGUACUGCAGAUCCUGGUGUACGGCGGCGCGCUGCUGUACGUCUUCUCCAAGAGCGCCAAGUUCUCGCUGUUCAAGCCGGCGGAGGAGAUGGUGUACAUAUCGCUGGACGAGGAGGGGCGCACCAAGGGCAAGGCGGCGAUCGAUGUGGUGGGCAGCCAGGCGGGCAAGAGCGGAGGCAGCGUGCUGCAACAGGUGUUGCUGCUGCUCUGCGGCGGCGCCAUCGCCGGCCAGCUCCCCGCCAUGGUUGCUGUGUAUAUGGUCAUCAGCCACGCCUGGCUGCGAGCCGUGGCCACCCUCUCGCGUGUCAACAACUACGGCCAUGCCAGCAGCGUGCACGAGUCCAUGAUGUCGGUGGGGGAGAGCUCCAUGGACGAGCUGCAUGAGCUGCCGUUGGAGGCGUUGAAGCAGGAGGCGGGUGUGCAGGCGGCGG
Molecule: messenger RNA, 2398 nt
Organism: Astrephomene gubernaculifera
Lineage: Eukaryota; Viridiplantae; Chlorophyta; Chlorophyceae; Chlamydomonadales; Astrephomenaceae
Source: the annotation of a GenBank genome assembly